Messenger RNA from Oikopleura dioica, 486 nucleotides. The record is from the annotation of a GenBank genome assembly. NCBI's taxonomy places the organism in Eukaryota, Metazoa, Chordata, Appendicularia, Copelata, Oikopleuridae.
AUGAAAAUUUUUGCCCUUCUCAGCGCUGCAGUAUUUGGCCAGACAACUGAUCCACCAACUUCUGCCCCACCAGCCACGAUUACUCUAGGAACAACAGUUACCGCUCCAGAGGCUUUUGCUUGCUUGACUUGCAAUGCUAACAACGUUGCCGACUGCAUCGCCAAUGGAACGAUGGUUGAAUGCCAAGACAGCCAGACGUCCUGCGCUGUCACCAUGCGUAAACGACGAGGAAAAACCUACUUCGUCCAGGCUGGCUGCAAAGCCCUCGACGCCUGCCUCGUCAACAAGAGUCAGAACAACAGAGGUCCCUGGAAGCUACAGGAGUGCAAGCCAUACAACAACAAAAAGAUCGAAAAUUCUGUCUGCCGCCAAUGCUGCGACGGAGCUCCCGAGUGCGUCCAGAACACCUUCUUCAACGCAGAUGGAACCGACGGAAUCCAAAAACGGGCCACAUGGAUAAACGACUACGUCAGCCAGGACGAUUAA